AUGUCUACCGAGUUACAAACAAAACUUCAUAAUUUCUUAGUUAAUGCAGAAGAACAGCAAAUAACCUCAGGAUCGGUCAUCUAUAAAGCUAUAGAAGACAAUCCAUGGGUAGAAAAAGAUGAAUUAAAAGAUAUUAUAAAAAAGGCGGUAUCAUUUGCUAAAAAGAGAAGUAUUCAGGGUUCCUUGCAAUACGGAAUACUUUGUGAUAUUAUCCCAGAGAAAGUAGUUCCAAACAUGGUGCCUGAAUCUCUUCUGCCAAUCAUAGAAAAUAGAUGUGGUGAAUUUGUAAGGAAUUUCAUUACUUCUGGUCAUACUCAGUUAUCUCAGGCGCUUAUACAUGAUGGAAAAUGGAAGGAGUCAGACGAAAAGUUAGCUGAAAAGAUAGAUGAUGAUGCCGUAAAGUUAUGGCGCGAAACAAACAACGGUAUGUAUUGGGUCUACAAAGGUUGUAGACCUGAGAAAGAUGAAUUUGGGAUAAUCGGAUUACAAGUCGCAGGACCUCUGUUACGAUUAACGGUACUUAUUAGGGAUAGUGCCAGUUUUAUAAAAACUUUAUUGAUACUCCGUAAUAUUUUAAUAGUUAACAUGACAUUGAUACCUCACGGGUCUUUACCCAAGUCAGAAAGACAAAAAGAAAAUAGUUCAACCGUUGAUUCUGAUUCAGAUUAG
Molecule: messenger RNA, 669 nt
Organism: Dentiscutata erythropus
Lineage: Eukaryota; Fungi; Glomeromycota; Glomeromycetes; Diversisporales; Gigasporaceae
Source: the annotation of a GenBank genome assembly